AUGAAAUUAGUGCAUCGCAGAGGUUCAAAACUUACAGAAAUUAAUCCCAGAAAGUUGGAAUCAUCUUAUGGUUAGAAUUUAGAUCAGACUACUGAGAUUAAAGGAGACAACUUUUAUAAAACACAAUUACAGCUGAAACCCAUUAAAAUUGAAGAUUCAAAUUAAAAUGUCUAUUCAAACCACUCUUAAAACAUAAGGAGAUAAAUUCUAAAGGAGGCAGUAGCUUAAAAUAGCAAUUACAUUAGCUUGAAUCUUAAGAAUACUACUAUCAAUCAGACUGUGACAAAGAAAGGUCUAAAUUUAUAGCUGUCAUUGACUAAUAAAGAGACUAAAGAGGAUUCUCGAAAUAUGGGUACGAAAAUAUCAAACCAAACUUAGACAAUCUUUUAAUCAAGCUAAGCUAUGCCUAGAAGACAUAUGAGACCUUAAACAUCACAUAAAAGAAAUUAUCUUAUGAAUUAAACAUCUAUUUCUAAUGAUCCAUAUUCUGUGGUUGAAUCCUAAUAGCAGCUAAUGAAAGCAAUGAAGUUUAACAAAGGGAAUCAAAACAGAUCAAUAAGUGCUGUAAAUUAAUAUGAUAUUUUUAAUUCAUCAAUCUAAUAAUCAGACUUUGUUUAAAGCUCCCUAAGUCAUCUUAAAGAUCUUUCUCCAAGCAAAAUGUUUGUUACUAGUUUUCAAUAUGAUGAGGAGGUUGAUUUUAAUUUGAAAAAUACGAUUGAUGAUAUCACUAUAGUGCAUCUGUUUGAUGCAAGAAUGAAGGAUAUGGAUUUACUAAAUAAAGGUUCAAUGAAAAAGGCUUUUGAGCACUUUAAACUAUAUAUCAAUACUCAUUCUAGGUAUGGUAAAUUAAAUCUCAAAAACAUGCAGAUGGGACUUAACUCAGCUUAUUUCAUCUCUAAAAUGCUAUAAAAAUCUCGAUUUUCGAAUGUGAAAAUCCUUAAUCUUUCAAACAAUAAUCUUUGUGAUGAUGGAACAAGGAUACUAUCAUACUACCUAAAUGAUAACUUAUCUUUGAUUGCAUUAAACCUUUCGUCUAAUAAUAUAACCUGCAUUGGUGCUAAGCAUUUAUUUGAGGCUCUUGAGAGCAAUUAAUCGAUUGUCGAUAUAAAUAUAUCCACCGAAAUAGAAAGUAAUACUCCAAAUAAAAUCGGCCCAGCUGGAGCUUAAAUGCUAGCUUAGUUGUUGUUAAGUUAGAGGUUUAUAGCCUUUAUUAAUUUGAAAGGAAAUGGAAUCGGAAAUAAAGGAUUUUAAGCGCUCUGUUAAGUACUAUAAAAUAGUAGCACUGUCCUUUCUUUGAAUGUUGAGAAGAAUCAUAUUUCAAAUAUAGGCUUGGAUAAGCUCACCUUAAUGAUGGAAUAAAAUGAUGAGCCAUUUAGGCUAUAGGAACUAAUAAUUGCCAAGAAUGACAUUGGAAAUCAAUCUAUUGAAAACUUUAUGCAAGAAUGCUGUAACACAUCACAAAUUUUAAACUUAAACAUCUCUGACUGUUCCUUUGAUAACGAAAUAGCUCGAAGACUUUUUAAUUCCCUAAAGAAUGCAAGAUUUCUGAGUUAGAUAAACCUCUCAUCAAAUGUUAUCAGUUCUUGUCCAGAAUUUUUAAUGAAAGAAUUUAUCUUAUCUAAUUCAAAUCUUCGUAUUCUUAAUCUCAGCUAAUGCCAAAUGGGAGAUCCAGCAGCAAUAGGCUUAUUUAAAGGUCUUUAAAAGAACAAUAUACUAUUCAACCUUAAGCUUAGACAAAAUCUUUUGACUGAUGCUGUUAGCGAUCAUUUAUACAAUCUGCUCUAGUGCAAAGUAUCACUAUUGAAAUCAUUAGAUUUAUCUCAGAAUUAGUUGACAGAUAUUACAGGAGUAAAAAUUGCAAAUUCCCUUGAAACAAAUAUGAUUAUGAUCUCUAUAAAUCUUUAAGGUAAUAGUCUAAGGACAGCUUCUGGAGAAGCUUUUUCUAAGACUACAAUUUUAAACAAUACAAUUUAAAAGAUUAAAUUGCGAUUCAACUUGAUUAAAUACAUACACAUGAAAUCAAUAAAUGCUAAUCUAGAUAACAAUAUUGCCAAUAAUCUUACCAAAGACAUUCCGUACAAGAAAGAGGAAAUUAAACGAAUGAAAUUUGAAUAAAAGAAAAAAACUGAAAUUACAUCAUAGAUUGAAUAGAUCAAAUCAGAUAAAGAUGUGGAGUAGAGUGAAAUUAUGGCUAUGGAAAAGGAAUUCUUAGAAAUUUAAUUAGAGGAAGAAUAGAGGACGAAGAGAUUGGAGGAAGAAUUAUAAAAGUUACUGAAAAAGAGAAGAGUCUUGGAUUUUGAAUUUGGAUUGCUUGAUGAUAAGGAAUAGAAAAUUUAAUGGAAAAAAGAAUAGGAAGUCCAGAUUCUUAAAUCUGGUAUUAAUGGAAUAGUUGGUAUGCUUCCUGUUUAUGCUCGAGAUAUAAAAGAAGGUCAAGAAAAAAAUAAGAAAUUAAGGAAAGAGUUUAGAGAAUAGAUUAUGGAUUUAAAGAGAGAAAAAAAUAUUGAGAAAGACAAGGAGGAAAAUUAGUUCUCAAUAUAUAAAAUGACAAGACGAGACCAUGAUAAUUAGGUAAGAGAAAUUGAAGUAGAGCAAAGAUCUAAAGAACUUUAAUAAUAAAUGAUGGAGGAAGAGAAGUUGAGACAAGCAAGUCUACCUUAGACAAAAAGUAAGAAGCAUAAGAAAAAUAAGAAAAAAGAUAAAAAGGAUAAGGACUCAGAGAAAAUGUGA
Stylonychia lemnae is the source of this 2727-nucleotide messenger RNA. NCBI's taxonomy places the organism in Eukaryota, Ciliophora, Spirotrichea, Sporadotrichida, Oxytrichidae. The record is from the annotation of a GenBank genome assembly.